Messenger RNA from Paramacrobiotus metropolitanus, 2403 nucleotides. RefSeq lists its product as uncharacterized. Gene Ontology annotation, molecular function: protein binding. The coding region runs from base 820 to 2292 and encodes 490 amino acids. The record is from RefSeq and is a predicted model, not a curated record. The transcript has 4 exons. Lineage: Eukaryota; Metazoa; Tardigrada; Eutardigrada; Parachela; Macrobiotidae.
UCUACUGCUUUUUUCAUGGCAUAAAAGAGUAAACCUUGUUAAUACUGCUUCUCCAAUCUGGUUUUGCUUCCUUAGUUGCUAUGAUCUGUAUUUGGCACAUGCGUUCUGCAUUAAAUUUUAGUAUUAUGAUUUCUAUGUACAGGAAAUCCAUUAAGAAAACUGUUUAACCUUGGCAAUUUCGUCAUGGUAAAUUUAACGGUGAUAAUGAAUAUCUACUGGGAUAUUUCCAGGACAUCAAUUCCGGCUCGGUAUUUGUUGGUAUUGAAUGCGAGCACAAAGUCCCGCAAUGUUUCUCCGCUUUCCUUGCAGCGCUUGUGGCAUCAUGACAAACCCCAGCUUAUAAGUUCUAUAACAUAUUACAACGACAGAACAAGCUAAUCUCCUUCGUUUGGUUUAUUCCUAGCGUUUGAAUCUAUUCUCUACUGACACUAUGAACGCGACAUCGCUGUAUUUUCGGCAGCUUUUCUCUAAUACCCGCUUGCUGAACUACGGGAAUACUGUGCUGGUGCAGCGCUACAACGGUCAGUGGUUGGGAUACGUUCAAGAUAUUGACGGCGAUUACUUCUUCAUUGAUUUCGACGCAAGCACAGUCAACGCUCAGUGGAUCCAUUCCAGCCGCUUGUGGCCGCAUCAUUUCCUGUACCGACCGCAUGACGGAACGCGAGAAGACGAGUUGGUUCACGUAGCACUGCGCGAGGCCGAUGGUGGUCCAAUGGUUUUUCGUGAGGCCACCGUUGUUGAGGAUGGAAACGAUGAAUUCUACACUGUAAAGACUGGGGAAAUACUGUAAAUUCAACGUCUAAGGCCAGCCAUAUCGUGAUGCGGAAUCAUAUGACUGAUGAGUUGCCGCAGCCUGACGAUGGUGAAAGUUUCUUUGGGCGGACCACGGGGUUCCUGUACAAGAAAUAUGUUAUCGACUUUCCCGCAGCGAAUUUGUUGACCGAGAUGGAUUUUAUCGUGCCGUUUCUGGCUCGCACCUGCCACCUGUCGUGGGAAUGGUGUGAUGGAGAGUGCGAAUCGGAGUGUCAGUUUGAGUAUUUCAUUUCAGAGGAUGAAGUGACUUUUUAUUGCACGGGACUGCACGCGCUGAGCGGUGAGGGCUAUGUAAUGGAACUCGGCUUUCGAGUGUUCGCCCGGCUGGGAUCCGAUACGGUAACUUUCAUUUGCGCUGAAAUGAACGUGGACGAAGAGGGACGGAGUAUGUUCUGGACUGAAGACGCCCUGAAGAAAGCUUGCGAAUAUUAUUUCGGAAACAGGAUGACGGAACCGCUUGUUAGCAUGGUCACAACUCCGUGCGAUAGAAACCAGUUUGAUAUGGAAGAGUUUUCGAUUAGGGCGCUUUCGCAUCCAGUCAUCGGUUGUAUUCUGUGCUGUCUCGAUUUAGAUUCCCAGUUUCGAGCAAGCAGAGUGUGUGCGCUGUGGAGAAUACUGUAUCGCCAUUACGUAAACAACCGGCACAUACUCAUCGAUCUGAGCGCGGCAUGCGGCAACCAACCACAGAACAGCGACUUGUUGGUUCAGUACCAUGACUGUCUCAUGUAUAAACUGGUCAACUUGCUACAGCGCAUCCUCUCAAAGCAAACCCAUACCCUAGCGCUUACGGAUAAUCAGAAAAGUCGCCGCCAGUCGGCGCUUGUCCUGAAAGAGAUUAUGUCGGCGAUUAAUACAUUUGCACAAGCCAAGAAAAUUCGUUUGCCCCGCCUCAUUGUGAAAAACUGUCGAUAUAGCGAAACGAGCCCUUUGCAUUCCUUCCUGGCCAUCAAACACUGUUCCCACGCGAACCGUUUCGAAUGUGCCUCGCUGUCGCAGUUGAUGAGCGUUUGCGAUCAACUGAUGCUGAUUAAUUUUGACGCAUCGUCAGCACUCGUUGGAUCAGCGGAGCUAACGCUCCUCACAGGAGACGAAACAAAUCUGCCGGAAUUUGAGCGAGCGUUCUGGCGGGAGUUUCCUCCAGAUGACUUCAGAAUAUGCAUUCCGUUUCUGCAGUUCAAAUCCACGGAAACGCCCGCGGAACAAUGUCGUAUGCUGCUGGCAGCGGCCAACGAUCGCUGUCCGAUCGUCAGUCCGCGUGUUAACAGAAAGGUCGCAGCCAUUCAUGCGCGCUGGGUCCACAGGUUGAAUUAUCCGGAACAGUGGGCCCGUAUUCGAAUUUUCCUGAAACUGUUUAACUGCCUUCGCCUGAAUGACAACGUUCAACGGUGGGACGCGUUGGAUCUCCGAGAACUUAACAUUGGUUUGUUGACUAAUGUGACUUACGCUGUCCUGAAUGCGUGCUACGAAGACUUAUUCUGACAGGAACACAACCAUCGACUUAAACUCAGUGACCAGUGAUAUCUAUGUACUAAAAUUAUUUUGUUCGCUUAUUUCGGCGCUAAAUUGAUGAAUUCUUCUGCCGACCGAUUC